This is a messenger RNA of Malus domestica (apple), 960 nucleotides long. NCBI's taxonomy places the organism in Eukaryota, Viridiplantae, Streptophyta, Magnoliopsida, Rosales, Rosaceae. The record is from RefSeq and is a predicted model, not a curated record.
AUGAAAGCAUUCUUCACGCUUUUGAAACUCAAGGAUUCAGAUAAAUUCGAGUGGAAAGACGAGCAUCAAGCGGCGUUUACGCAAAUCAAAGUUUCCCACACGACACCACCUGUCCUUGUCCCACCCCGGCGCGGUAAGCCUCUCAAGCUAUAUCUCUCGGCGGCCGAAGAGUCAAUCGGCUGCCUCCUCGCGCAAGACAACGAUGCCGGACGGGAGCAAGCUAUUUUCUACCUCAGUCGAAAUCUUAAUCAGCCGGAGAUCAAUUAUUCCCCUGUCGAGAAGCUCUGUCUCGCCCUAUUUUUCGCAACCUCCAAGCUUCGGCAUUACAUGCUCCUAUCGGUCACACAAGUCAUCGCCCAGACCGACGUCAUCCGCUAUAUGCUCACCCGACCAAUCGUAAAAGGCCGAAUUGGGAAAUGGACAAUGGCGUUGUCCGAGUUCAGCUUGCAAUACGUACCCCAAAAAGCUGUCAAAGGCCAGACACUGGCUGAUUUCCUCGCUCAACAUCCUUCCCCCUAUGGUUUUGGGAGCACUGACGUCGAAAUCGGUAUGGUUGAAACGUGCGAUAACUACUGGACGAUGUACUUUGACGGCUCAAACACUUCAUCCUCGGGUGGCGUCGGAAUUGUCAUUCAAUCUCCAAACCACGAUCGUUGGUAUUUUUCGCUCAAGCUGGAUUUUGAAUGCACCAAUAAUCAGGCCGAAUACGAAGCCCUUAUCUUCGGCCUUAGCAUCCUUCAUGACUUACGGGCAACCCUUGCCCUCAUCCUCGGCAACUCCGAACUUGUGAUUAACCAACUUACUGGGUCUUUUCGAUGUAUGAGUUAUACCCUGGCACUUUACCACAUGGUCGCCAGCUAUUUGUCCAAAUCCUUCGACGCAUAUCAUCCGACGCGACAACGUGAUACGCACAAAAGUCAUGUCCUUACCUUUGUUGUUAGACCGAUAAGACCUUAUUGA